Linum trigynum is the source of this 4515-nucleotide messenger RNA. The record is from the annotation of a GenBank genome assembly. NCBI's taxonomy places the organism in Eukaryota, Viridiplantae, Streptophyta, Magnoliopsida, Malpighiales, Linaceae.
UCUCUUUCCUUCGAAAUUGUGAAGUGGAAAUAAGGAUUCAAUUUAAGAGCCCGACGUUUUUGGUUUAUUUCAAUUUUCAAAUUUCUACAAUUUUUUUAAUUAAAUUUAGUGGCUGAAUGGCAAAAACCGGACGAGCGGCUCGAUCGGCUCGAACGGUUAACCGCCUCGGCCGCUCGCCAACCGCUACAUAAAACCGGAGCGGCUUUUAGACUGUUCCGAGCCGGUUUUGUGACCGGGUGGCGGUUUUACCUGUCGGGCCGAGCGGCUCGGCUCGGCUUUAAUAACACUGGUUAUGUGGAUAGCUCUUUCAUUAGAAAAUAGAGAUCACGCUUGGGUUGGGACCAACAUAUCAAUACAUAAAAGCAUUUCUAUAUUUGCUUGCAUUGAUUGAGGUAACACAAUUUGUAAAUUAAAUGUAAACACAGUUCUCUAUAGUAUGAGAGUUGAAAGAAGAAAUAUCGAACUAUGUUCACAUUCUUAUUUAUUGUCCCUAAGUUGGUAGCAUAUCUCAUGCUCAACCUCAUGGAUGUAAAUAAGGAAUUUUACAAUACUAUAUAGUAUUGGUGCUAUAGGUUGUACAUUAAACUUGAACUUAUACAUUAAAUGUUAUGGUACAAUUUCAAGUUGUACAUUAAAGCAUCAAUACUUUAUAACAUAGUAAAAGGGCUCGGAUGUAAAUAUGUAAUGCAGAUAUAUCAUGAAGGCAGAGCAUUGUUAUUAGAGGUGGAUAGAUAUGACGAAUCAUUUCAUAAAUAAAUUAAGUUAUACUGAGUUGUGUGAUCAAUAAAUACAGAACUGAAUAUAAAAAACCCUAAAUAAAUGUCGAGGACGCUAUAUAUGUGGUUCACUUUAUAUAACUUUAUCUUGUUAUCAUAUUUUUUGCCUUCUAUCUUCUAACACUUUAUGCAUAUAAAAUUGUCCGUCGAUCACAUAACCAAAAGAAAGAACGUUUACAAACGCCAAAGUCACCACUCAUCAACCAUAACCGACAAGAAAGGGAGAGACAUUUGAGUUGUGUACUAAAGUCGCUAAUUACUCAUUCCCAAAAGGAUCAUCUCAUUCCUUUCUUUUUUUCUACCCCUUCAUCCAUAUAGUCAACAAGCUCAACUUCCUCUUGAGUGAUUAACGGCCCCUUAAACUACCUCAUCAAACGAACAAACUAUGUUUCCACUAUGACCUGAAAUUACGUAGCCGCAAAUAACACGAGAAUGGACCCAUCAUUUCCCUCCUCCGGUCCAUUUAAUUUGGUUGUACUAAUCACCGCCACCACUCCCGGCUUUUACCUCACUUUAUAAACCCCACUCAUCCACCACUUACCACAAAUACUACUACUCGCUAGCUAGCUUAACUAGAGCAAAGCACUUGAUCAACAUAUAAGGAAAAGGAAGAAGAAGAGAAACCAAAAAUGGCUUCUUUCACAUUCCUUCUUCCUCUUCUCCUCCUCUUCAUCUCUCUUCUCCACCCACAUUUGGUCUCCUCCUCCGUCCAAGACCCCGACCUCGUCGUCCAAGACUUCCACAGGGCAAUGAACGAGUCAAGAAGGAAGCUGUCCUACUUAUCUUGCGGGACAGGGAACCCCAUCGACGACUGCUGGCGGUGCGACCCAAACUGGUCAAAAAACCGCCAGCGCCUCGCCGACUGCGCCAUAGGGUUCGGCAAGAACGCCAUCGGUGGCCGAAACGGCAGGAUCUACGUGGUCACCGACUCCAGCGACAACGACGCCGUGAACCCAAAGCCCGGCACCCUCCGUUACGCCGUUAUCCAGGACGAGCCGCUGUGGAUCACGUUCCAGCGCGACAUGGUGAUCACGCUGAAGCAGGAGCUGGUGAUGAACUCCUUCAAGACCAUCGACGGCCGUGGGGCCAGCGUCCACGUGUCCGGCGGCCCGUGCAUCACCAUUCACUACGCCACCAACAUUAUAAUCCACGGGAUCAACAUCCACGACUGCAAGCAAGGAGGCAACGCCAACAUACGCGACUCCCCUCAUCACUCCGGGUGGUGGACCCCGUCGGACGGCGACGGGAUCUCCGUCUUCGCCAGCAAGCACGUCUGGAUCGAUCAUUGCACCAUGUCCAACUGCAGGGACGGGCUCAUCGACGUCAUCCACGGUUCGACCGCCGUCACGAUUUCGAACAACCACUUCACCCAUCACGAUAAGGUCAUGCUGCUGGGGCACAAGGACUCGUACGUUCAGGACAGGAACAUGCAGGUGACGGUGGCGUUCAACCAUUUCGGGGAAGGGCUGGUGCAGAGGAUGCCGAGGUGCAGGAACGGCUACUUCCACGUGGCGAACAACGACUACACGCACUGGGAGAUGUACGCGAUUGGGGGGAGCGCGUCGCCUACCAUCAACAGCCAGGGGAACAGGUUCCUGGCCCCUGACGACCAUUCGAAGAAGGAGGUGACGAAGCACGAGGACGCGCCGGAGGGCGAGUGGAGGAGGUGGAACUGGAGAUCCGAGGGCGACUUGCUGCUGAACGGGGCCUUCUUCCGCCAGUCCGGAGCCGGGGCCGGUACUUUUGCCAGAGCUUCUAGCCUGAGCGCUCGGCCGGCUUCUUUCGUCGCCGCCAUGACUAGCACCGCCGGUGCGCUCACGUGCAGGAAGGGUAACCAUUGCUGACUAUACCGACCAUGAAGUCAACGGUGUCAAGUCGCAUCCAUAUCAUUAUGAUCAAGGCCUUGAACUUGAUGACGAUAAUAUAUAAUAAUAUUACAGAAUUGAUGAACGAGGGCUAAGCUAUGUACCAAUCGCGGCGUCAAUCAAGGCCGGGAAUUUUAAAGGAAAAGAGUUUUUGUUUUUGAAAUUAAAAAAUGUAUCCAUCAUGUCAAAGUACGACCUCUGUAAUAUAAUGUCUUGGUUGGGGAAGAAUGAUGUAGCAUAGCAUGGGGAAUAUUGGACUAUACCAAAACUAAUGUGCCAAUUAGCUAGCCCUAUGGUUACUACACUAAAAACGAACCAAGAGCAGAAGUGUUGACCUGCUUGCUAGUAAUUUUGAGUUUAAUCAAGGUGUCAAUCUUGCAUACUAUCUACUUAUUAUUUAUCCUUUACCAUGUAGUUUAAUGUAGAUCCUACUAAAAUAAAUAAAUAAAAACAUUUUUUUUAUUUCUUGGAGGAUGAAGAUAUAUAAUGUCACUUUUUUUUAUAGAGGCACUACGGGAAAAGUGGCUUUACACAACACUCAGCAUGCAACACUUUCAAAAAGUGUCACAUAAAAUAAAUAUAGACAACACUUUCAUUUUGUGUAACCUAAUAUAUAUCUUAUGCAACACAAAUUAGGAGCACAAUAAUUUUUGUUAUAUAUUUGUAUAAUAUGUGACACUUGUUCAAUAAAAUAAUUUGUGUUACAUAUUCUUAUAUUUUAGACAACACUUAAUAAAAAAUGUUACAUACGGUAUCGAUUUGAUACUUAUUAUUAACUAAUAUUUUGAUAUCAAUCUCGUAUAUCAAUUUCAAACAAACUAGAACUCUCAUUACAACAUUUUAUAAUGCAAACGAAAAAAAUAAUAAUUAAAGAUAGCUUGCUCAAACUAAUUCACGGAGGCGGGACAAAUAAAAAAAGUUAAAAGUUUUGAGUUUUCGGAAAUUUUUUCUCCGUCAAUUAAAACUUAAAAGGUAGGGUAUGGGUUAUUUUCUAUUGAGAACGAAAAGGCUUAGGGUUUAUUUUUGUGUUAGCGCUUAAACCUCCGCCCCCUUUGCCAAUCGCAUAACGAGAGCGGCGAUGUGAAGAGACGACGACAAGUUAGUCAAUUUCGAUUCCAUGUCUUUCGUCAUCAUCGUCAGACCCUCUUAUGUUUCUUCUUUUGCUAUUCUCUAUGUACUCUCUUUUAAUUGUAUUUGGUCUGUAUUUUUGGUGAACCCAGGUGUAUAUAGAGAUGAGAAAUCAUAACAGCGUGUAAUUGAAGUUUAGGGAUGAAAAUGGAGUUGUUUUCUGGAUGAACCUUGAAAAGAUUUACUGGGUGCCCCAAGAUCCGAGGAGGUAAAAUUUUAUUUGUUCUACUUAUCUAAUUAUGUUUGACAUGUCUCGUUGGUUCUAAUUAGUGUUUUCCUUCUAUCCAUCAUUGUUAAUAAUUGGCAGUCCCAAACUCCCAGUUUUCAAUUCCAUACAUCUAUUCUCCACCAGGUUGCUACUUGGAAUAUGGUAAAGAUGGAAGAAACCUCUUUAGAUGUAAACUUUAAUCUAUUUGGAAGAGGUUAAUUGAGUAUGGUUAAUAAUUAGUGGCUCAUACGUUCUACAUGCUUUGUUUUCCAUAGGCAAUUACUUGUCCUUAAUUUUAUGAAAUUAGUUUAUAGUAUUUAUCAGAAGUGUUAAUUAGACAUUGUUAUAAAUCAAUCAAUUUCAGGGAUUUAUACAAGGGAUUGCAUCUGCUCUUCUUUUAUGGCUGAUGGCUUUGGAAGUCAGGGUCAAUGACAACAUACUUGCGAGCAGGAGGUCACCCUUGCUAGACUCUAUUGAUCACGAAUGAGUUUGUAUGAAGCUCACCUUGAAUCCGACACAAGAAAUGGCAUCAGAUGAG